Molecule: messenger RNA, 1806 nt
Organism: Drosophila mojavensis
Lineage: Eukaryota; Metazoa; Arthropoda; Insecta; Diptera; Drosophilidae
Exons: 3
Coding region: 1417-1665 (82 amino acids)
Source: RefSeq, a predicted model, not a curated record
UGUUGCGAGUACCUAUAACAAUAACUCGCCAUGCAAAAUAAUUCCCGCGCUGCAGUGCAGUAGCAGUGGCAGUGGCAGUGGGUUUUGUUGUGUCCCCAGGCGUUGACAUGGCAGCCACAGGCUUGACCUUCGGUUUCUUUAACAUUUUUGUUUAACCAGCAAUUGACACACAUAUAAGUACAGAUAUUUGCCGGUGUGAUUAGCGUAUUGUGUAUUCAAUUCAGGCAGAGACUAUUUGGGGGUUGUGCUCGUAUAUAUAUAUUAUGUAUGUAUAUUUGGCAUGUUUCAUUUUCAAUGAAAUACUAUGAGGGAAUUUAUUGUUAAAAUAUUAAAAUCCAUUUUGAUGCCAUAUGUAGAUGUUUUCACACAGCUGUAGAUUCUGGGUAAUACCUAAAGUUUUGUACAUACCACUUAUUUUUAUGUUGAAGCUAAAUAUAGAUUACUUUCAGGGCUUAAAUUUAUUUAAAGCAAAUUGAUUUUUUGUAGACAAAUUUAAACCUGAUUAGAAUAUCUUUUAGUCUAUGGUCAUGUAACAUUUAUGUUUACAUGAUGUAAGAGUAUGUGAUAUAUGAAUAAAGAAUUAAUUGAGCAGCCAUAAUUGAGAUAAUAUAUCAUUUAUUCAAAUGAUUCUUAUAAUCAAUCAAAUCAUCCAUGCUAUAUAAGCUAUAUGAAUUCUAUAUGAAUGAUUAGUAAUAUCACUAGAAUGAUAGCCACACAAGGAUUUUUCUAUCAUCUUUUUACAUCGUCCGUAUUUAUAGUUACAACAAGAGAUUGUUCUCUUGGAUUUGAUGGAUUUGUUUUCAUUGAUAUCUGAAGAACGUCUUGCAGCGAUCUACAACAUUAUUCGGUUUCAAUUUGAAUGUUAAUUGUAUGUAAAUGUAUUAAUAUAACAUUCCGCAUAUAUGGCUCUACGGUUUAUAGUCACAAUAAGAAGGAGUUUCUGACUGCGAAUGAACUGCAGAAAUUGAACUUUAGUCAGAUGGAUUAAGCCAUAGAGGAAGAUAUAUUAAGCUAAUAAUAUAAUUCAUUAGCCUAAUACUCGGUAAUUAACAUAAUGUGCAUAUGUACUCCUAUAUGACAAUUGCUUGCAUAGUUUCAGUUGUUUCUUUUUUCUCAUACUGAAUUUGCUCUUUGGACGUUAACGGAUAAAAAUGUGCAUGAGCUGGAAAAAUAUAGGCGCGGCAGCUCUAACAUGUUCCUUAUUCUACAAUUCGAUAAUGUUAAUUGUUGCUAUAACAUUUAUGCGUCGCUGCUUCGAUGACUGCAACGAUAACACUAAAGGUAACACCUUUAAAAAGAUGAUUAAUUGCAUUUUAUAAUAAUAAUUCUGAUUAAGGUCCAUAUCAUGAGGACUGUUACAGCGCGUAUGCCUUAUAUACGCUAUAUCUGCCAUCAGUAGUUGCUAGUCCACUUAUAAUGCUAACCGAUAAGAGCAGCAUUAACUAUCUGCAAUGGUGGCUUCUGGUGCAUGCAGCACUUACAUGUUGCGCCUACUUUAAUUAUAUAUGCUAUAGUCCGUUUUAUUCAGAUAGUGAUAGCGAUAUAAAUAUCGUUGGAUUUGCUUGUCUGGUGUUUGCGUUCGGCACUGUUGCCUUUCAUUGUUUUCGUGUGCUGCGUUCUCCUGCGCCUCAGGCUCAGUCAGAUCCUGCGGAAACAGCCGCUUAGGGCCAGUUUUCUCUCUUUACAUCCUUAUCUUAUUAUAUAAACAAUUCAAAAGUUUCGUAUUCUAUUGUGUCUUCUGGUCAUCCUUAUUGUUGACAUGCUUUGCUUUUUAAACUUAUAAAUAAAUAAAUAUGUAUAUAUAUA